Molecule: messenger RNA, 3540 nt
Organism: Ixodes scapularis (black-legged tick)
Lineage: Eukaryota; Metazoa; Arthropoda; Arachnida; Ixodida; Ixodidae
Exons: 3
Coding region: 2383-3498 (371 amino acids)
Source: RefSeq, a predicted model, not a curated record
UGCAAAGAGAGAAUAUUCCCGCCGACGAGCAAACUACAUCUAGACAGGCUGAAUGUGGCUGAUCUUAGUCGCAGGAGAUGGAUACUGGAGCACGGUACACGGGACCAAUGUUCGCCGCCAUGCUGAAAGUUGAAAGAAGCCAAGCUCCAGUUUCGUACAUAAAACCGCUCUAACGAGCUCCGACACAUUAGUCGCAUGUAAUACUGCCCAAUUUUUACUACAAAUAUUCAUUAUAUUCUUAAAAUAUCUUAUAUUUUACACUUUGAAUUUAAGUCGACUAAAACAUUCACAUUCACGUUGCAUCACCGUAUCACCAUCACAAUCGUUCAAGAUCGAAUUGAGGUACGUAGUACUACUUUCGAGCUUUCAGAAACCGCGAACGUUCUCGAAAAUACUCGCCCACGUGUCGGCGUGCUCUUCGAACCAACUUUGCAUUCGAGUCUAAUUGGUAAGUGCUUGUUUUCCACCUUUUUCUUUUUCGUAGCUUAUGACGUGUGUUCUUGUGUGUGCAGGCAGCGUGCAUCAGAAAAAGGAACGUGUGUGGCUCCUUGCAGACACGUGCUCCGCGCGUUGAAUUGGUUGAAAGACCCUCGAGUUUUCGCUAGGAAGUCCUGGAAGCGAUCUGUCACACUGAGUGAACAGCAAGAUUGCAGAAACGCGGCCAAAGGCAAAGGUCCCACCAGAGGCAGCGAGGGCCGAGCGGGGCACUUGUGUUCCUCACCGACCCUACUUCAAUACAAGCGUUGUGCAACAGACAGAAUCACAGGCAACUGGGCGGCACAUUGCUACUUCCAUUAAAUGGGUUGUACUUGGAUCAAUCAUCGAUGAACUGCUGUCGAAUCUGUGGCCGUCGUUUUUCCACGUUGGUGGACUACUUUAACACUGCAGAUUUCACAGAAGCAUAACAUGUGGUGCUUUGUGCCCUGCAUCAAGCUGUGGUGCGAAAUUCAAAAGCUAUGCAACUUUCAUCAGCCAUUUCAACAGGGCACACAAACAAAGUCAGGUGUCUUCGGAAACCAGACUGUUAAUAUACCCAGUAGCAAAAUGUGCCCAACAAGUAGCAACACGAUCAAGGAUGAUCUCUCAUAUUGCUGACCACUUGAAGUUGGGAAAAGAGCCCAUUGUGUGCCCUUUCACUGGGUGCAUCAGCAAGAUCAGCACGCGAAAUGCCUCUAGAAUGCAUGUUUCACGCUAUCAUCAUCCACAAAAGGACACUUUGGAGCUCUGCCAUACUGUACAGGACGAUCCAACAGCCCACAUCUCCGAAGAUCAUGCCUCGCUAGACGUUGAUUAAGAAAACCUUGAAGAGCCCUAUGACCCAAGUGCCUUGCUGAACAUUUCUGAGCAAAACCCUGAGGAGUCCCAUGACCUAAGUGCCGUACUGGACAUUGUUGAAGAAAGCAGCCAUGAAGAGCCCUGUGAUCGAAGAGACGUCUCGGAUCAUGAACUUUUUAGAGACAACGCGGCAUUGUUUUUCCUCCGAUUAGAAGCCCAGCAUCAUGUCCCUGCAGAUACGGUUCAGUAUAUUGUGAAUGAAGUCGACAACCUCCAAAAGCUUAGUCAGAAACUGAUGGAAGAAGAACUUGCCAAAAUCCUUCCUAGUGAUACACUAGAAUUAGUGCUUUGUCAUUUUAGGAACAAUGACCUGGAUGCUGUGACAUCAUGUAGUCUGAAAUCAUCGUACCUGAGACACAAGUAUUUUAAGAAACGUUUUCACUUUGUAAAGCCAGUUCAGAUUAAUCUUGGCACCAACAAGCAGAACUUCCCUUCUUUUUUCCACUAUGUGCCUGUGCACGAGUCGAUAGUUUUGUUGAUGUCCAACUCGCCCCAGGAACCUUAUAGGUCACAUCAGUUCAAUGAAUGUUUCGCUGACUUUACAACGUGUAAACAAUUUCAGCCCUCUGACGAUGUUAUACAAGUCAUCUUAUAUCAAGAUGAAUUUUAAUUGUCAAAUCCAUUGGGGUCUGCAAGAGGAAACUUUAAGUUAUUGGGUGUGUAUUUGACACUUGGUAAUUCGCCGCAACACUGUAGGGCUCGUACCGAGAGUAUGCAGCUUGUGUUGCUUGCUCUUCAAAAAAAUGUAAGAGAGUUUGGAUUGAAGAAAAUUCUUCAACCAUUGAUUGACGAUCUGUGCUACCUAGAACGUGUGGGUCUGGAGAUCAAAGGGAAGCCUUACAGAGUGCAGCUGUGCUUCAUUGUAGGGGAUAAUUUAGGGAGCAAUGCGGUCGGUGGGUUCACGCAAAAUUUUAGCACGUCUGCAUAUUUUUGCAGAUUUUGCCUAGCUACUCGUUCACAAUUUCAUGAAGACGCAACCCUGGCAGGUGAAAGGAGGUCUGUGGAAAACUAUGAAAUUGCAUUACACAUCACGACGAAGAAUGUGGCAUGUAUGGUGUUGUGAGCGACUCGCCUUUUAACGUGCUAAGCAGCUUUCACGUAUGUCAAGCUGGCUUGCCGCCAUGCAUUGGUCAUGAUAUGUUUGAGGGUGUAGUUCAGUAUGAUCUGCCCUUGUUCAUUAGGUACUUUGUGCACAAAGGGUGGUUUUCUUAUGACUACUUAAACAUAAAGAUUAUGGCUCUGAAGUACAGUGCACGGGACCUGAGAAACAGGCCAUGUAAGGUGAGUAGCAAGGGCGAUAAGCUUGCAGGCCACGCCAUGCAGAACUGGACGUUCCUGCGGCUGCUGCCGCUGUAUGUAGGGGAUAAAGUGAUUGAUCUAAGCAACUCUGUGUGGCAGUUAAGUCUUGAGUUAAUGAGAGUAAUUGACUUGCUAAUGGCACCCAAAAUAACGUACGCACAGGUUGCUUACCUCAAGGUCUUAAUCCAGACGUACCUCAGCAACCGUAAAGCGUUUUUUCCUGAUGUCAAACUGAGGCUGAAGCAUCAUUAUAUGUUGCACUAUGGUGACCUCAUCCAAGAGUUUGGCCCAUUGUGUCUAGAAUGGACACUCAGAUUCGAAAGAAAACACCAGUACUUCAAAUAUUGCAUUCGUUUGACAAAAAAUUUUAAAAAUGUGACCAAAACACUAAGCGAAAGGCACCAACUCUUUCAGGCGUUUCCGACUUCCCGCGGUCUGUUUCCGCCAGAUGUCGAGCUUCAUGGUGCGAAAGCUCACGAACAGCCAGAUGAAGUGUCUGAACUUUCUCAUGCCUUUGAAGGUGUAGAAUCAGUAAGAAAUCUGACAUUUUACAAAAAGGCUGUCGUAAAGGGAACAACUUAUGUAAUUGGUGACUAUGUCCUCAUUUCAGGCAAUCACUUCUACAUAAUCUUUGGAGUUGUGACUAGCAUUACAUCCAAUGCAUCGGGAGAGAUAGCAUUUCCGCUUCGAUGUGUCCCAGCUACACUCUUGCCGGCUAUGUGCUUGUAUAGCCUUCAGGAUCCAACUGGAGACGUAGUUCUUGUCAAUCAAGAAAAGCUUCUUGGUUCUACAUCUUACCGGCCAUAUUCGCUUGGCCACAGUAAAGUUAUAAGACUUCCUUUUGCGUUUCCAGAAAAUUUCUGAAUGUUCCUUUGUUAUUGCUUGGUUUAAUAAAACAAGAAGGGA